Messenger RNA from Plectropomus leopardus (leopard coralgrouper), 1671 nucleotides. RefSeq names its product kelch-like protein 10. NCBI's taxonomy places the organism in Eukaryota, Metazoa, Chordata, Actinopteri, Perciformes, Serranidae. Gene Ontology annotation, molecular function: protein binding. The record is from RefSeq and is a predicted model, not a curated record.
AUGUCGGUGUAUAAUAAGCUCCGUCUGGACCAACAGCUUUGUGACGUGGUGAUCAGAGUGGACGGCGUUGAAUUUCACGCACACAAGAUCGUCCUUUGCAGCUCCAGUCCGUAUUUCAAAGCCCUCUUCACCCACUGGUCAACCCCAGACAGAAAGGUCUUUGACAUUCCCAAUGUGUCACCUGACAUGAUGAAGCUCAUCAUAGAGUUUGCCUACACCGGCUUUGUUCUCGUGACACCGGAGAACUUAGAGGAGCUGUUACAAGCAGCAGACCAGUUCAAUGUGGAGGGCAUCGUACAAACCUGCUGUGACUUCCUGGAGAAGCAGCUGACCCCACAGAACUGCAUCGGCAUCUGGUGGUUCACAGACUGCUGUUACACCCCCCAGCUGAGACGCAAGGCCUUCCUUUUCAUAUUGAUUCACUUUGAGGAGGUUGUUGCCACCUCAGAAGAGUUCCUGCUGCUCUCCGGGCUGGAUCUUGCCAAAAUCCUCGAGGAGGACCAACUUAAUGUGAGGAAUGAGUGGACGGUGUUGUCAGCAAUCCAACACUGGAUCGCCUUUGCAGAUGAGGAACGCCAAGAAUACACAGCUAUGCUUUUUUCUAGAGCCAGGUUGGCUUUAGUGAGUCCAGGAGACAUCUUAAGCAACGUAAAAAACAACAAUCUGUUGAAGACAAGCAUUUGUUUCCGACCCAUUCUCCUCUGGACCCUGGAGGCCACACUUGAUGUUUCUGCAAAGAGGUUCUCUGACUCUAUUCUGGCCCGCCCACGACUGCCUCCUGCCAUCCUGUUAGCUGUUGGUGGCUGGAGCAACGGCAAUCCAAUCAGUGGCAUCGAGGCGUACGAUGUCCGUGCCGACUGCUGGGUCAGUGUGACCAACAAUGAGGAUGGCUCCUCCCGGGCCUACCAUGGCACAGUUUUCCUUGAUGGAUCGGUUUACUCUGUCGGCGGCUGUGACAACAAUGAGUUCUUGAGUUCUGUGCACAGGUUUGACCUAAGCACACGCCUCUGGCAGAUGGUGGCGCCAAUGCAUUCCAGACGCUGCUUUGUCAGCGUAACUGUGAUGGACGGGUGCAUAUAUGCCAUUGGAGGUAAUGACGGACAUCUACAACUCCAAACUGCUGAGCGCUAUCAGCCCAGAACCAACCAGUGGACUUUAAUUGCGCCCAUGCAUGAGCGGAGGGCAAACGCCAGCUGUGCAACCCUUCAUGGAAAGGUGUACAUUUGCGGUGGCUUUAAUGGGUAUGAAUACCUGUCAACAGUUGAAUGUUAUAACCCAGCGACCAACCAGUGGACACUGAUCGGCAACAUGGGCGAAAGGCGCAGUGGAGCUGGGGUCAUCGCCUAUGCAGGCCGUCUCAUGGCAGUCGGCGGUUUCAAUGGAACCACCCAUCUGCACACUGCUGAGGUCUACAACCCAGACACCAACACCUGGCACGCUGGUCCCCCCAUGUUGAACUCUCGCAGUAACUUCGGAAUCGCAGUGAUUGAUGAGCACCUCUUUGUGGUUGGGGGUUUUAACUCCACCUUUGACGUUGAGUGCUAUGAUGUCAACACUGGUAAAUGGUCUGAUGUCAGUGACAUGGAGGUCUCCCGCACCGCCCUGGGCUGCUGCGUGGUUGACGGUAUUCCCAACCUGGCUGAGUAUGCUGCCCCUCGUCAUUCCCUAUAG